UCGUCAUCUCGCUAUGUACAUGUGAGAUCUAUGGUUCUGAGAGCAUCCCCGAUUUGGACGGACAAAGAUGAGUCGGUGAAGUACAACACACGUAUAAUCCAAUAUUUGUCCUAAUUUUUUAACGACCAUUGUGAAAAUGACGACAACAACGACAUACCAAGGAAUGGAGCCCGGUGCUAAAAACAGCUCCAGGGUUCUGCGUCCUCCCGGCGGUGCAUCUAACAUCUCGUUUGGGGCUGACGACGACAAACCUCCCGCCCGCAAAGACAAGAUGGCUUCCAGUGUUUUCGCCGAGCCCGAAGACCCCUACGCUAACCGAAGGAACAACCCGCCGGGUGGGAAGCCGACGGGCGUUCUGUGCGGUGAGUCGUCGGCUCCCCUUAGGAGAGGAGCCACCAAUGCAGUCAACUCAGCAGACGCCCCCUCAAUGGAUGGCGACACGCCUCUAUGGGACAAUGGCUGCGACCCUGUUGAACUUGCAACAGCUCCCGAGCGUGAAGACGACACUCCUCCUGCUGAGGAUCCGUCCACAGGACAACCGUCCGGACGCAGGAAUCCCCCUGGAGGAAAGUCAAGCCUCAUUUUGGGUUGAAUGAAUGCCAAGAUCAACCCCUUCAUGUCCCCCUCCAUUCCUCGUCACAUCUGGUAACCUCCAUGUAUCUUGAUAUUGGACCUCUCCUCAAUGUCUCCCUUGUGCCAGUCCUCCAUAUCGGAAGUGCAUUUUUUGAUACCUUCUUGUCAGAACCAUUUUCUACUGUUAUUUAUUUUGACAGAAGCACUUUAUGUCUUUCAAAGUUUGUUUGGCCAUUAUCUGAACAGAAAGGCCACCAGGAUCCCAUUCUCAAUAUCCCCAUAUGCUGAAACUCCCUCAAUUUUUUUUUUUUUUUUUUGCAGUAAUGCAGCAGACUUCAGGCAACUACACAAACACCAGCCGAAAGCUGCCAAUUAUGAAUUUUGUUCAGGUUUGAAGACUAUCUUGCAUGCACGUUUGGUCCAGAAUUUGAAUCACAAUUGAUGGGAAACUCUUGUUACUGUUGUAACUGUUGUUAUUGUGACUGCAUGGAAAUUUGAACCUUUUUACUGGUUAUAUUAAAAAAUAAUAAUAAUAAUAAUCGACAUCGGGAAAAUCAACAAUCACUAGACCUCUGAAGCCUGCCUUUUCUUUCUUUUUUUGCAAUUGUGUAUGGUUGACCUGUCAAUGUUUUACCACUCAAGUUCACUCUGAAGAAAGUGUGCCUCUUUUGCGUUUCCAACUCAGUCAAAGUUGGAUUGUCUUGGUCGCAUGUAAAGCAGCGACUGUGUUCCCACUUUACAACCCAACAAAAUGUUGUUGGGCCUGAUCUUAUAAACCUGUCUUGCGUUUGACAAGUGACCUUAUGACACAGCUCAGCCAUUGUUUCUUCUUUAGAUGUAAAUGUUGAAAAUUUUGAAGCUUCUAUGGCCAAAAGAAAGUCCAAACAGCCUGAUUUCUGCAUGAUAUCCAACCAUCAUUGUAACUACUUCCUAUUACAUGCCGUACUGUGUUGUUUUUAUUUUAUUUUUCUUCAUGCUGGAUGUUUUAAAGUCACUUGCAGAAUUGAAGUAAUGCCACAAAUUGAAAAUCAACAUUAAAAAUCGAUUUACAACAC
Messenger RNA from Corythoichthys intestinalis (scribbled pipefish), 1628 nucleotides. RefSeq names its product Jupiter microtubule associated homolog 1a (gene jpt1a). The coding region runs from base 137 to 592 and encodes 151 amino acids. Gene Ontology annotation, cellular component: nucleus. NCBI's taxonomy places the organism in Eukaryota, Metazoa, Chordata, Actinopteri, Syngnathiformes, Syngnathidae. The transcript is spliced from 5 exons. The record is from RefSeq and is a predicted model, not a curated record.